Messenger RNA from Pararge aegeria (speckled wood butterfly), 2073 nucleotides. RefSeq names its product cilia- and flagella-associated protein 206. The transcript is spliced from 11 exons. Bases 106 to 2073 code for a protein of 655 amino acids. Gene Ontology annotation, biological process: regulation of cilium beat frequency. Gene Ontology annotation, cellular component: ciliary basal body; axoneme. The record is from RefSeq and is a predicted model, not a curated record. NCBI's taxonomy places the organism in Eukaryota, Metazoa, Arthropoda, Insecta, Lepidoptera, Nymphalidae.
AUGAAGAUUAUUGUUUCAAGUUUUUUCAAUACAUUUUUGUAAUGAUUUAAUAUAAUAAACAUUGUAAUAUUUUGGCAAACGUAUUUAUAAUAACAUCUAAUAAUAAUGGCGUGCAAUGAAAAUGUAGUCAAAAAUAUGGCAAAUGAAAUAUCCAGGAAUUGCCUAAGCGAGAACGUUAUCGUGGAUCCAGAAUUUGUAAUUUAUUUGAUAGAUUUACUUCUGCUGAACCCGAAAUACGGCAAGCUGUUCACGAAAACUAUAUGUAGAAGCAAUUUGGAGUUUUUUGUCAAAGAGUGUGUUACCAUGCUUACUGGCAGCGAAACAUCAAUAAACACCCUAAAACUGCAAUACACGAUGCUGACCAACUACGAAAAACUCCCGACCCUAGUCGAGAGACACCAGGAGUCCAUAGAGCAGUGUCUACGGCCCCUGCUCAGCGAGAUACUGGAUGACGAUCCGGAGCUAGAAGACGAACAGGCGUACAAGAAACUGUUCAGGAAGAUAUCCAUUUACAUCAUACUGUCCAGCGGUCUUGGGAACCCUGGCUCCAUCGUGACGUUAAAAGAAGGGAUGGCAGCAUUGGAAAGCGUGUUUUCACUGGACGACCUCAAAGUGUUCGUGACUCUACCUAGAUCGGAGAAAAUUCCGCAGCUUAACGAAUUGAUGCAGAUCACCUCUGGAGUCCGGCUGUUCAACAGAGACUGCAAAAAAGGCGGCGAAGGCAUACCUGAUCUGCCAUUCAAUAUAAUCGACGCCGGUAAAGCGUGCAUGGCGUCUCUCUCGCAUUCACUCAUAGCAGCCAUGCAGAGAGUGAAUUCACUCACCACGGCUAUCGCUGAUACCAUUACGAUCAAAGAAGACGAAGGGAUCGUGGGCGUUGACGUACCGCCCAACUCGGGCUUGACUGAAAAAGACUACAACCAAAUUUUCGAACUGUUAGCCUUCAACCGUCAAUACGAAGUGUACAUACGCAAACUCCUAGCCGACGUGGAGACGAUGGAGCAAAAUGGCGCCCAAGAUGUGGAGAGGAUAAAGAUGGUUCUAGAAGAAACGCACACAGCUGUGAAAUACAAGGCCGCUGUGCCCGUGGCCACAGUUUUUCCGCUCUUCAAAAAGCUCUGGCGUGUUUGGCGGUCAAUGCAGGACGUGAUGUUCCUGCUCUCAACAGUCAACCGCCUCAUGACCGUGCUGGCGAACAUCAAAGAGCAGAUGAAGGUACCCUACGCGCUCAUAGAAAAAAUGCUCGAAGGAAAGAGCGUGGUAACCGAUCAGGAAAGAAUGUGCGAGCCAGUCAGCGUGAGAGAAAGAUUAUCCCUUGGCUCACUUACGUUCCUGUGCCGUGACAGUUUCAGUGAAAUAAGUGAACGGAACGUUAAGUUUCUGGGUUUCUGUGCGUUGUGCCUCAGUGUUGGUGCGUUGGUGCCCAGCAACAUGAAAGUUGGUUUAAUCAAGUCCCAAGGGUCUAGAUACGGAUUCUGCAGUGUCAAAAUGGCGGCGCGGUUCAAUAAGGAACCACAGAGGUACAUUAACGAAGUCAUGAAUUUCGCAAGAAACAACCCCCACGUUAUUAACCUAUUGAACAUAUCCGAGGAGAUGAGCAGAUUGAGGCACAUCGAGAAUCUUGUUGUUAAGGUCGUUCCAAAGAAGCAAAUAUACGACAAAGACGUACAGACAGAAGUUCAUCCCAUAGAUAGUUACAUCGAGAAGAACUAUACGCCAAACUUAUGGGAGUGGAAGAGAAGGGCUUGCCAACUGGCCACCAUAGUGAAGUGCCAGACCCACUCGACUCAGACCAACUAUAGCCACUUGCGUUCAGAGACGCACACCCAAACCGUCCAUCCGCGGGACAAGAGCCUCCAAACGAAGAGGGAUGCGGGGGUCAACACCAAUCCACAUGACGUGUUCAUCUGGGGUUUGAGAGGACAGAUCGGUUACGGGCAGCAUUCCAUGAAGUUAUGGGGCAUUCAUGCGGAGAAGAAGAAAGCUCAACUCUUCACAGAAUGCGAAUGGCCGUGUGUAUCGCCAGAUAACAAGAACACCAAAGAUGUCGAAUGUCUUGAUACUUUGAUGUAA